CUGGUUUCCUUGCCGUAAAUAUGAACUUAAACUUGCCCUGAAAAAUCGAGUUGCGACCGCCAUAUUGGAAUCACGCACUUUUAGUAUUUACACGCGUGACGGGACAUCGGACACGUCACGCGAGGGAAGAUUAAUUUCAGGUAAUUCUGGAACACUUCAGACUUCAGAAACUCUUGCCGAAUCUUUUACAUUUCUAGAACGAAAUAUGGAACGAAGGCGGAAGAAAUGGCGUACACAAUGACGGAUAAACAAUUUUCUAGUGGUAAUUUUUACGAGGUGCUGGGAGUUGAUCCAAAUGCCAGUCAAAAUGAAAUUAAAAGGAUGUAUCAAGUGCUUGUUUUAAAGGUGGACACUUUAUGACUUGUGGAUUUUUCAUGGACUUUUGUAAUCUUUUUCGCCUGCUUUAUCUCCCUUCUCAAUUUUGUCCGGCUUCCUUCUAUAAGGAAAAUACUAGAGGAAUCUUUGAAGUGUUAAUCUUUACUCUUUAGUGAUGUUUUUUGAAAUAUUAUAUGAGAAAUAAAUCAGUUUCAAAAUAUGUGAUAUUGAUUUCAGUGCUGCUGGAAAAGUCUGGCAGCGCCAGCAGCACUGCUCCCAAGAAAUUUUUAACAAAAUAUCUUUGCAGGAAAUUUUCUUACACCAAGCAGGAAUUUUUGUCAUCUUAUAUGUACUGGGCAUAUAACCUAUACUUAUUUCUUAAAAAUUCCAAAAAUGUUUUGCAAAUUGAGAUUGCCUUGUGCCUAGAUAAAAGUUUAUGACAAUGUGAGGCACCAUAUGUCCAAAUUCUAUCUAUGCAGGAAGUUUUAUAUUUAAUGUGCACAGAAAAUUUUAGAUUUUGCUAUACCAGGUAUGGAGAAAUAUGUUUCCUAGGUUUUAGUUUCUAAUUUUUCUUCUAUCACUUUGUGCACUAACUAAUCAUUCCAUCCUAAAUCUUGAUGAUUGUAUAGUACCAUCCAGACAAAUAUGAUGCAGAAAGCAUGACAUGUACCAGUGAUGAAGCAAAAGAUUAUUUUUAUCUCAUUGACAAAGCAUGGAAGACAUUGAGUGACUCCAAGACUAGGAUUGAAUAUGAUGCAAUGUUGAGAGGUAUGCUUAUAGUGGAAAGCUUGUUGUUUGUGUCCAUCUUGAUUUAUAUCUUAUUUCACUGUAGUUUGAGAGACUAAUUUGGUGGCCGGCCGGGUAGCCAUAGAGCUUUUAGUUACAGUGAGCCACUAUAUUUACUUACAUAAUUACUAGUUACUUAUACUAAAUAUUAACCCAUUACCCAGUACUUUCCCCUUGAAAAAUAUAAUUGCCUACCUUCAUUGGAGUGAUGGAGUUGCAUGUCAAGAUGGGAAAGUCUUAUAUUAAAAUAUGAUCUUAUCAUUCCUAGAGCAACAACUUGACCAAGAUUGGCCAGUUGAUGCCGAAGUAAAACUGUCUGAAAUGGAAUUUGAUGAAGGUAUCGAUUGUCUUUGCUGCACUUGUAUAAUGUUAUUAUUAAAUACCUUCUGAGUUCUCCAAUUCUUGAAGUCUCACUCCCCCCUGAAAAGUUGACAUUGAACAAGGCUAACCAGAACUUGCAUAAUUUAUGGACCUUUAAAAGCACCUAUACAAUGGGGUCACAGGUUGCUCCUCCCCAGUCCCCACUCUGGGGUAAGUCUGGAUCUGCUUCUGAAUUUCAAUGACUUUUUUCUCCAAAUUUCUAGCAUACAAGUAUUACACAUGGCCAUGUCGCUGUAGUGGUUCAUAUGAAAUCACAAAUGAAAACUUAUCUAAUGGAGAAAACAUCAUUUGUUGUACAACUUGUUCUUUAACAAUCAGAGUAAGAACAAGUUAAUAAUAAAUUAAUUAGAUAAUAAAGGAUUUUUUAAAUUAAAUUAUAAUUGAGUUAAAAAAAAAGUUACGCCAUUAGCUCUAUUUUAUUUUGUAAAUGAUGACUGUAUUAUAUUACGAUAUCUAAAAUAUACUGAAUGCAUUUAUUACGAAAGUCACCAACUGUGGAAUCGCAUAAAAAAUUUGUAUAUCGACCACUCCCACAAACGUCUACGACCAAACCUACAUAUUUUUG
Messenger RNA from Paramuricea clavata, 2047 nucleotides. Lineage: Eukaryota; Metazoa; Cnidaria; Anthozoa; Malacalcyonacea; Plexauridae. The record is from the annotation of a GenBank genome assembly.